AUGGCUCUGAACUCAACUAUCGUAUCCUUGUUAUCAAAUACCACGUUGAUGGAUCGAACCGAUCUACCAGGACUGUCGACAUGUACUUAUCCAACCAGUUUCGCUGAAGUUGAUUACAUCAGCACCUACAUCUAUCUACUGGCAAUUCCAUUCAUCUGUGUUCUGGGUGCAUGUGCUGCUGUGAUGUGCAUUGUGGUAUUUACACGGAAGCAGAUGAGAUCAUCUCUCAACGUGUAUCUCGCUGGUUUAUCGGUUUUCGAUCUCAUCUUGCUUUUCUUUAGCGCACUAACCUUUUCGCCACUUCAAGGCUGCGUUUUGCAGGGACAUGGUGACACUGCAGUGUGUCAUUUUUUCUGGCGAACCACACCUUGGACGCUUCCAAUCUCCAAUAUUGCUCAAUGUGGAAGUGUUUGGACGUGCGUUGCAGUGACGGUUGAUCGAUUCCUGGCGGUCAACUAUCCACUACAUAGUAAAAUUUGGUGUACUCCACGACGAGCAGCUUCGAUUCUCUUGGCAAUUACGGUUUUCAGUGUUUCUUUUAAGGCACCAAUGUUCUUCGAACUGACCAACGAUGAGUGUGGUCGACUGAGAACUUCUAGUCUUAGAGAUAACAAGUAUUACAAAGAGUACUAUGUAACAUUUGGCUACCUAAUUGCGCUUCUUUUGAUUCCUUGGGCUGUAAUGAUCGUUUUGAAUGUGUUUGUGGUGAAAGCGGUACACAAGGCUUACAAGAUUCGGAGAUCCAUGCAAGGAGGGAAGAAUAAUCAAGAGGAGAAGGAUCGAAGCGCCUCUAAUAUUGUCAUCUACUCUCUUUUUGGAGCUAGAUUCCGCCAGAUGUGUGUUCUUAUGCUAUGCGGAAGAAAUAGCCGAUGGAUGGAGUGGCUCAAAGUUGGAAGAUAUCCUCCACAAAGCAUUGUCAGUGACUGGGAUGGAAGAGAUGGAACCACCAGAAAAACAAGUUUAGAUGCUUCAACUGCCCUUUUGAGUGCACGGAGCUCUCGCCGCUGGAGCAAACGCAGUCAAAGUGGAGCCCCUCAUCAGGCAGCAGCUGCUCGAAAAGACACCGUCAUCUACACAAGUGCCCAGAACAGACUCUCUCUUCAGAGUACUCCAUCUUAA
Messenger RNA from Caenorhabditis briggsae, 1119 nucleotides. It is a transcript of the gene Cbr-frpr-8, whose product is annotated as Protein CBR-FRPR-8. Gene Ontology annotation, cellular component: membrane. The coding region runs from base 1 to 1119 and encodes 372 amino acids. Gene Ontology annotation, biological process: G protein-coupled receptor signaling pathway. The transcript has 7 exons. The record is from RefSeq and is a predicted model, not a curated record. Gene Ontology annotation, molecular function: G protein-coupled receptor activity. Lineage: Eukaryota; Metazoa; Nematoda; Chromadorea; Rhabditida; Rhabditidae.